Messenger RNA from Penicillium argentinense, 510 nucleotides. RefSeq lists its product as uncharacterized. The record is from RefSeq and is a predicted model, not a curated record. The coding region runs from base 1 to 510 and encodes 169 amino acids. NCBI's taxonomy places the organism in Eukaryota, Fungi, Ascomycota, Eurotiomycetes, Eurotiales, Aspergillaceae. The transcript has a single exon.
AUGAAUGGCGACUACCUGAGGGAGCUUAUCCAUGGCGAGAUAGUCCCGGCGAUCAAAGAAAUGUUCGUCGAACUAAAACAGAACGAUUCACUCGAGGAGAACAUUAUACCAGAGCCGGAAUCGGAACCGAAUGCCAACUUGAACCAAUUUGGAAAUGACGGCGCUCAGGGUGAUGAGGGAAAGACUGGAAAGGAGGCUGAGAAUGAUACUGAAAAGGAGGAAAUGAUUGCAAAUGAGAGGGGAGAGGACAUGGAUGAAAACGAUCUCGAGGUUUCUCCCGCGAAAAAGGCGAGUCUCACCAAAAAAACCUCAACUGCGAGAUCAGCUCCCAGCCCGAAGUCCCAGAAUGUUCAAAGCGACAGGUCCCAGUCCAAGAAGCGUGGACGUAGCGAUUCUGGGCAGCCCGUGGAGUCUACCGCCACUCAUGAUGGUUCUUCUGUUGCCCCAAAGAGACCCAGGAAGACUAUUACUGGCAACGAUCAUGACAAAACUGCCCGGAGUAAAACCUGA